This is a messenger RNA of Pantherophis guttatus, 1337 nucleotides long. RefSeq names its product activating transcription factor 3 (gene ATF3). Gene Ontology annotation, biological process: regulation of transcription by RNA polymerase II. NCBI's taxonomy places the organism in Eukaryota, Metazoa, Chordata, Lepidosauria, Squamata, Colubridae. Gene Ontology annotation, cellular component: nucleus. The record is from RefSeq and is a predicted model, not a curated record. Gene Ontology annotation, molecular function: RNA polymerase II cis-regulatory region sequence-specific DNA binding; DNA-binding transcription factor activity, RNA polymerase II-specific.
CAAAACUCCUACUGACUGUUCCAGAGUAAUCUAGGACACUGCAAGAUUAUCAGAUGACUUCAGACACCUUGUUAAUGCUCUAUAAACUAAUGCUAGUAAGAUCAGAAUAUGAAAAAAGCAAUCAUGGAACAUAGAAGAGCUGACUCCAGCAGAAAGUAAACCAAAACCAUGGUGUUUCUCCAACUGUCACCACUACAUGUAACCUUCAGUUCCAGCAAAAUGAUGCUCCAAAACCUGGGCCAGGUGUCUGCUUCAGAAGUCAGUGCUUCUGCAAUUAUUCCAUGCUUGUCUCCUCCAGUUUCCCUGGGCUUUGAAGAUUUCACAAAUCUGACCCCAUUGGUGAAAGAGGAAUUAAAAUUUGCCAUCCAGAAUAGGUGCCUUUCUCAGAGGAUGCCCUCUACCUUGGAUACGGUCAUGGUUUCUGAUAGAUCUGAUGAAACAUCUAUUUUAAAAAGAGAGUGCGCACCCCAAGAAGAUGAAAGGAAAAAACGUCGGAGAGAAAGAAAUAAGAUUGCAGCAGCAAAAUGUCGAAACAAAAAGAAGGAAAAAACGGAAUGCCUGCAGAAAGAAUCAGAAAAACUGGAAACAAUCAAUGCAGAACUGAAAGCUCAGAUUGAAGAGUUGAAAAAUGAGAAGCAGCACUUGAUCUACAUGCUCAACCUACAUAGGCCCACCUGUAUUGUCCGUGCCCAGAAUGGUAGGACCCCAGAGGACGAAAGGAACCUUUUCAUUCAGCAGAUCAAAGAGGGAACCCUGCAAGGCUAAACAAUAAUGAGACAGUGCUCAACGUUCUUUAGCCAUUAAAACAUCAGAAGCCACGGAGAAGAAAUUUCAGCAUUUGUGGCCUCCAUUGACUCAAGAGAAGAUGGAUCUGACAUGAUUCUGCUGAGAAGAAAGGACUAUGGUAACUUAGCUUCAGCUUUCCCUAGCAAAGACUCCGUUGGGUGGAAGAGAGCCACAGCCUUUGCUCCAGGUCUAACCAGCUGCCAUACUUGCUAUCCUAGAAGCAAUAUGACUCUAGACUUGUUAAACUCCUGCUGGCAUGCACUUGCAAUGUUUCUGGUAGGGCCGAAGGGUUCUCUAUGAUGCACAUCUGAUGAACUGCCAAGCUGAAAAGAUUCCACUCGCUAGAUAGGGAAUGUAGGUGAACUGGGUUGUGUUUUGUUUGUUUUGUUUUAUACUUUCAAAGAAAAGAGGUUAGCAACUUCCAGAACGCUGUUUUCAGUUCCAAAAGGCAUUGCAAUAUAAUGGGAAUUGCUGUUUCUACAACUAAUACAAGAUUUAACUUGGGCACUGCACUUUGUUAAAAAAUGUUUUCAUAAAAGCCCUUCUGUGGA